AUGCUGGGGGGGGGGGGGGGGGGGGGGGGGCAAGUGAACGGAACGAACAAUAGUGGCAUUCUAAUAAACAUUAGAAGCGAGGACCCUAAGAGUCCCAAGACAAUGGGUGCGUACCGUCGGGGUGUCGCCGACGUCGCCGAAAUCACUCCUAUCGCUAAAUGCCGAUCGGACGCAAAGUUUCGCAAAGUUCGAACUCUACCUGAGCGGGGGACUUACGUCUACGACACACGUCCGCGACGCGCGAUUUCGAACCGAGACGCGGCGGAGCUCCGUCCCGCACGGCGCCUAGCGAGCAACUGUCAGAUUUUAGAGAUCCGCGUGCGCGCGGCGCACGUGGUCGCGAUCGGGGGCGGGGCGAUGCGGAACCGUGCGGCGCCAUUGGUCCGCGCGCGCCUU
Messenger RNA from Iphiclides podalirius (scarce swallowtail), 396 nucleotides. NCBI's taxonomy places the organism in Eukaryota, Metazoa, Arthropoda, Insecta, Lepidoptera, Papilionidae. The record is from the annotation of a GenBank genome assembly.